Messenger RNA from Drosophila busckii, 7184 nucleotides. RefSeq names its product AF4/FMR2 family member 4 (gene Sec16). The transcript has 12 exons. The coding region runs from base 364 to 6681 and encodes 2105 amino acids. Gene Ontology annotation, cellular component: endoplasmic reticulum exit site; ER to Golgi transport vesicle membrane. Lineage: Eukaryota; Metazoa; Arthropoda; Insecta; Diptera; Drosophilidae. Gene Ontology annotation, biological process: COPII vesicle coat assembly; autophagy; Golgi organization. The record is from RefSeq and is a predicted model, not a curated record.
GUCAGUCAACAACUACACACACACACACACACAAACACAUAUAUAUGCAUACGGUACGGUAGUAAAAACGAAGUAAAAAGAGCGUAGCAGUGCUAAAGGGGGAAACAGAAAGAGCGAGAGGCAGUAGUUGUGCACAAACGUCCACGUAAACUUUUAACGCCGAGUGUAAUAUUUAUUAUUGUUGUUCUUGUUAGAUUAUGACAAAGAGCAUACAAUAAUAAAGCGUACAACUAAAAAGCUACAAGAAGCAACGGUAUAUAGCAAAAUUAAAAAAAAAAAGCAGCGCAUAACAAAUUGGCAACUAUUUUUCUAUCAAGCACAUGUGCAUGUGUUUGUAACCAAGCUCACGCUCCUCUGGCAAACAUGUCUUGGUUAAAGCAUCGAGCCAAGCAGCAACAGCAAGAUAUGCAAGAUCUUAAAACAAGUGCACAGUUUACGCACUGCAACAUGUUGCACAACAAUGCCAAUUGGCCGCAGCAGCAUCAUGUGCCGCAACAACAGGACCAUGCCCAGCAGCAGCAGCAGCAACUACAAUAUCAUCAACAACAGCAGCAGCAGCAGCCGCCGCCGCCAAUGCAGCAAUAUGCAGCACAGCCACAAUUGCUGCAAGCUACGCAACAUCACCAACAACCACCAUCACAGCCUAUGACAAUGCCACAGCAACUUUUGCAGCAGCAACCACAGCAAGCGCAGCAGUCUCAGUAUAUAGGAUUUAACGAUUAUUUUGCGCCAAAGGCGCCAACAUUGCCGCAACAGCAACACCAGCAGCAGCAGCAGCAGCAUGUCUAUGGACAACCUAUGGAGCAGUCGUACUAUCAGCCGCAGACGCUGCAACCAGCAGCAGAACCAGAUGUAUUCGAUAACAACAAUAGUGCUGCUAAAAAUGAUGGCUGGGAUGAUUGGGGCAAUGACUGGAAUGAGAACAACAACAACAACAACAAUAGCAACAACUUGAGCAAUAGUCUCUACAAUAAUGAGCCAGCACUGCCUGCACCCAGCAUUGUAGAUGAUGCAUUCAGUGUGCAGUCCAGCAGCAAUUGGCAUGCCUUUAGCCAAAGCAACAAUAACAACGUUAACAACAACUUGGAGAGUGUUGCUAGAAAGCCUUUGGAGCUGCCACCGCUGCUGUCACCAGCCAUGGAACAGGUGCCUGUCGAGCCAGAAGUAGAACUGAAUGCUAUAGUGCCACCUAUGGCAUUUCAAAAUCAACCAGCACCACCAGCAGCAGCAGCUGCAGUUGCAAUGCCAGCAGCAAUUGGAGUGCCGCCACCAGCAGCAGUUGCAAUGCUAACGCCACCAGCUGCAUCACCAACAACAGUUGCAGCUCCUCCGCCAUCAGUAGCAGCAACAGUUGCCAUGCCACCAACAACUUUAAUUCCUGGCACAGCUGCUGCUAAUCCUUAUAAGCGUGCGGGACCCAGCAAGCGUGUUAAUAUUUUGUCACACGCGCCAGCAGCUGCUACUAUUAUUCCAACAGCAAUACCCGCAGCAGCAGCAGCAGCAGCAACCGCACCAGCUAUGAUGCCGCUUAGCUUGCUGCAGCCCAACUCGGAUCAGCUGUAUGAGAACAGGGAAGUGCUGCUAGCUGCGCCCAAUGAUGAGCGUGCGCAGUAUUUGCAGACCAGUCAUCUUUCCGAUCAGCCCGAGGACAUUAGUGAGGGCAACUGGGAGGCGGAUAGCUUAUUGCCACCGCCGGGCUUAUCGCGCCUUGUGCUGGGCCAACCAGAGCUGCUGGAACAGCAGCGUCUGGUGACGGGCACAGAGCAUGCGCCGAGCAGCAGUAGCAGCAGCAGCAGCGGCGGCGGCAACAGCAACAACAUGAGCAAUACGCUGCAUAUGGCAGAGCGUCAAGCUGAUGGCGAGGAUACCUCGGAGGGUGAGCAGCAGCAGCAGCAGCAGCAGCAGCAACAGCAGCAACAUUCACAGCAGCUGCAGCAGCAGCAGCAGCAGGAACAGCUACAUUAUCUGCAGCAUCAACAACAGCUGCCGUCAGUGUUGCAGCAGCAACAGCCACGUUUGCUGCAAGAGCCACGUGAAGUUGUGUUGGAUGGUGAAAAUUUAGAGGAUCAGCGACCAAAUGUAGCACCACUAGCCAUGCAAAUGCCAACAGCAGUAGCUGCUGCAGCAAUAGAUCUGGAACCAGAAUUACAACAACAGCAGCAACAACAUCACCACAGCAACAAUAGCCAUGCGGGUGGCAUCAUCGAGUUGACUGCCAGCCCACACAUGCGUCCACGUCCCAGUGCCUCGCUGGACAUGGAAUCGGAUGUGGAAAGCGAGGAGGAGCUGCAUUUGGGCGAUUCCCGCAAAUCACACGGACGACGCUCCUACAACAACAGCAGCAACAACAACUAUGAAUGCGAAACGGAGGAUUCGGUGCGUGCUGCUGCUGUCGCCUCGAGCUCUGCAGCUGGCACUGCUGCUGCUGGAGCUAAUUCAACGCUCAAUGAUAGUCACAAUAGCAGCGUCAAGUCUCAACGCAACGAGAGCAAGCGACGUCAGGAGAGUCAACGCACGCGUGACGGCGAUCGCAGUCGUAGCGAACGAGAGCGAGAGCGGGACCGCGACCGGGAACGUGAGCGCGAGCGCCACAGAAAUUCAAACUCAAUGUGGGAGCAGCACUCGCGCCGCUCGCGUUACAGCAACAAUAACAGUCAAAGUCAAUAUGAUGGCGAGUCCGAUGGCGGCGAUCAAGCCUCGGCACAGGCGGCAAGCGAUGGUGGCGGCGGCGGCGGCGGACGCAGCAGCAAAACGCGACGAGAUCGCCGCAGCGCUGGUGCAGUAGAGGAUGACUAUGAGGAUUAUGAGCAGCAGCCGCCGCCACGCAGCAGUAGCCACUAUCAGCCUGGUGUGCGUCGCGACAAACAGCGCAGCAGCCAGCGUCGACGUGGCGAUGCUGAGCGCUCACGUCGCCAUUGGGAUGGGCCACGCGACUACGAGGAAUAUCGCGGCAAGAGCUCGCGCAACAGCGAUUUGGAAAAGGAGCGCAUUGGUGCUAGCACUGGCGGCAGCAGCAAGCGUCGCAACUAUGAUGCCUAUGGGAAUCCUGGUGCAGCCUACGAUCCUUACAGCAUGUACGAGCAGAUGAGUCGCAAUCCCCAGGCCUAUGCGGAUAUGUAUGCCAAGUUCUAUGGCCAAAUGAUGAACUCCAUGACGGCGGCUGUGAAUGCUGCAGCGGUCAAAGCGGCUGUCGCCUCCAAAGCCUUGCCGCAGAAUCAGCUCAACUUGAUGGCGCCAGCAAUGGGUGCAGCGGAUGCAGCGCAGCUAAGCGAAGUCGCUUUGCAGCGCGAGCGUGAGCGAGCUGCUGCUGCUGCAAGCAACUUUGGCGCAACGCAGGCAGCUGACUCAAGUGGAAUAACGACAGCGAUAACCACUACGAAUGCCGCACGGCCGGAGCGUCGACGCACUCCAUUGCUAUUCAAUCGCCCGCAUGUGGUGGCUUCUUACUCGAUGAGCUUGCUGCUGCGCGUGCGUCCGCGUUAUGCGGGCCGUGGGCGUAUACGCAAUGAAGUGGAUGUGGCGGCGCCGCGUAUAAAGGAUGCCAGCAGCAGUCUGUUGCGUGCGUAUCCGGGACCGUUGCAGGGACGCAAGCUGCACAAGGAUAAGAUCAUAAGCUUCUGCAAGGAGAAAAUACGUUUGGGACCGUCCAGCGCCUGCAGCACGCUCUACGCCACGCAGAAGCAGCCGCAGGGCCACACGAGUGUUGACAAAUAUCGCGCCUCGCAUGCGCUCAUGUGGGAUCUGCUUAUACUGCUGUUGCGUCAGAAUGGAGUUAUUGCGGACACAGACGUUGGCGAUUUGCUGCUGGAGAAUCAACGCGAGUAUCCUUAUGCACCUGAAGCAGAUGCUGAUGCUGAUGCAGACUCUGGCGAUGUGCCAGAUGUUGAUGCUGCUGAUGCUGAUGCUGAUGCUGCGGACAACAAUAAUGCGGCUGCUGCAUCAGUUGCUGCCGCUGCUGUCGACGAGCAGCUGCCGGCGCCCAUGUCGGAGCAAGCAGCAACGGAUCAAUUUCGCAGCUAUGUGCUGCGUGGCAAUGUGGAGGAGGCGCUGCAGUUUGCCACCGAUCAUAACCUAUGGACGCAUGCCUUCUUUUUGGCCUUGUACGAGGAUCGUUAUGCAUUGACCGAUGUGGCGCACAAGUUUCUCAAUCGCGCCAUCAAGCCAAACGAUCCGCUGCAGACGCUCUACCAGAUGAAGAGCUGCAAUACGCCCGCCUGCGUUAGUCAGCUGCGCGAUGAGCAGUGGGGCGAUUGGCGUUCGCAUUUAUCCAUACUGGUGACCAACAAGUCGCGCCAGCCGGAAUACGAUCGCAGCUCAGUUGUGGCCUUGGGUGAUACGCUGUUCCUGCGUGGCGACAUCUAUGCAGCGCAUUUCUGUUAUCUGGUGGCGCAGGAGGAGUUCGGACGCUAUGAUAGCGCGGCCACUGAGCUCACGACGCUCAAUGGCAAUGUGCCAAGACUCAUCUUGCUGGGCGCCUCGCACUACAAGCCGUUCAAUGAGUUUGCCAGCAAUGAGGCGAUUAUAAUGACAGAGAUCUAUGAAUAUGCGCGCUCGUUAUACGACAACAAGUUCACCAUUGCCAACUUUCAACACUACAAGUUCUUGCUGGCCACGCGCAUUCUGGACUAUGGGCAACAUUUCCGUUGCACCAACUAUUUGGAGCAGAUUGCCAAGCACAUAGAUCUAAAGCCGCAAAGCUAUGACAUCGAUUUUAUCAAUCGCGUGUGCAAUUUGGCUGAACGCUUGCGCUAUCAUGAUCCUAUAUUGAUAAAUCGUGUAUCCUUUGCCAGUCCACCAGCUGGCAGCAAUUUGAUUGCCGAUGCAGCAGCAGCAGCAACAACAGCAGCAGCACCAGCAACGACAACUGGCGCUGAGGAGAAAGCUUGGCUACGUCAGCUGCGCAGCUUGACCGCACAGCAGCCACAGCAACAUACACAACAACAACAACAACAGCAGCAGCCACAGCAGCAGCAGCUGCAAAGCGAAAUUGAUCAGCAGUUUGUCGAUUUAAAUAAACAAAUGAAUGCGCUUAAUAUGCAAUAUGCAGAGCAAGAGACGCAGCAGCAGCAGCCGCCGCCACAACAGCAACAGCUACAACACGAGCAGCAGCAGCAGCAGCAACUACAGCACGAGGAUAUUGCAGCGUAUGAGCAAUCAAACGAUCUUGGCUAUAAUACGCCAGCUGCAUACGCCCAACAGCAGCAGCAGCAGCAACAACAGCAGCAUGCAGAUUAUAACGAUGCGAGCUUAAUGCAGCCGCCAGCGCAUGAGCAAGCCAACGAUCCCUAUGCGCUUGCUUACCAACAGCAGCAGCAGCAGCAGCAGCAGCAACUCUAUGAACAGCAGCAAGCCAGCAUGUAUGCGCCUGUGGAGCACGCAAGUGAAGCCUUCGAGCCACAGAGCAAUGCUGCUGCUGCUGCAGCAGGACAAUUACCCUUGGGCUAUGAGAACUGGCACAACAACAGUGGACAGCAGUCGUAUGGCGAUGAGCUGGCCGAAAUGGUAAGCCAUGAAUUGCCUGCGGCUGAAUUGCCGACGCCGCCGCCGCCACCGCCAGCAACAACAACAACAACUUUUGAUAAUCAAAGCAAUCAUAACAAUCGCUUUAAAAACAUUGACCUGAAGCUGUGCGCUGUUGGCCAAGCUAAAGACAAACGUAAACUGCUGGCGCACAAAUUGGAAGCAAGCCUUACAGACACCACAACAACUGAAACAACAACAACAAUAGCAGCAGCAGCAGCAGCAGCGGAUAUAGCAGAAACAGCAACAGCAGCAGCAGCAGCAGCGUUUACAAGCACAAAGGCAUUUAAUCUAAAUGAUCAGCAGCAAGUGCGUCCUACCAUAUCCAUGCCCAAAUCGAAAAGCUAUGAUGAUGAUGACAACAACAGCGCAGCUGCUGCUGGCGCCGCUGCUGCCAGCAACAACAACAACAAGCAGCAGCAGCAACAGGGCCUACAAGCCGCUGGCUUGCCUGGCUCGCAGUCUAAUCAAAACGCUGGCUGGUUUGGUGGGCUAUGGAAUAAGUUCUCUUUGAAGCCCAAGAAUCAAAUGAUCUUGCCUGAUGAUAAGAAUCCAACAAUUGUUUGGGAUAAGGAACGCAAAUGCUGGACCAACACUGAGGGCAAUGCUGAAGAUGCGGAAACCUUUAAGCCGCCACCAAAGAUGAGCGAUAUGGCAAUGCCAGGAGCAGCAGCAGCAGCGCCGCCGCCGCCAUUUUUAAAUACGCUGGGCAACAUACCAACACCCAAUUUGCAGUUGCAGCAGCAGCAGCAGCAGCAACAACAACAACAAGAGUUGCCAAAUGUUAAUCUUUAUGAUAAUAAGGUUGACUACGAUUAUGCCAACUAUGCAGAGCAGCAGCAGCAGCAACCACAGCAACUACCACCACCACAACAACAGCAGCCACAGCAGCCGCAGCAGCAGCAGCAACAGCAGCAGCCUUUGCCAGCAGCAGACGCACAGCCCAAGCUGCAAUCCAACAUGUUCAAACUUAAACGCAAUCGCACGUUAAAGAACUCUUAUGUGGAUGUGUUCAAUCCCUCAGGUGCGCCCAUGUCGGCACCGCCACAAACUGUGCUGGCGCCCAUGAUGGCACCACUAACUGUGCCGCAGGGCGGUUACUUUGUGCCUGGUGCCAUGCCCAUGCAGCAGGAGCAACAACAGCAGCCGCCGUCGCAAUAGGCAGCAAGGAAUCAAUCGGAGCUAUACGUAAGGAAAACAAAUCACAAGCGGCGCGCAAAACACAAACCAUACACAAAAAUACGAUACACAAGACCAACAAGGCAGCAAUAACAACAACAACAAGAACAAGAACAACAACUACAACAGCAACAACAUGAAGUAGCACAUGGAAGCUCUAGCAACAACAACAACAACAAAAACUCACUGCAUGCUGCGCCUUAAUGAAUUAAAACCAUGUCUUAAGCUUAAACUUAUAUUCCGUGCUAUCGCUGUCUCUCUCUUAUGAUAAAUUUACUGUCUAUCUCGCUCUUUGCCACGUUGUCUUUUCGAAUUUCGUUCGUGUAUACGUCAUUGUAACUGUUAAUUGUGCGCGUUUAGCAAAUAUUAAUAACAAAUUUAUGUACGCUUAGCAAAAUAUAUAUAUAUAUAUACCUACAUGAAUGUAAAUCAAGUUUGUUUAUCAGAUACAUUAUUGUAUUUAUAUACUUCUUCUUCGUGUGUAU